This is a messenger RNA of Pyrenophora tritici-repentis Pt-1C-BFP, 1956 nucleotides long. Its product is annotated as Atrophin-1 multi-domain protein. NCBI's taxonomy places the organism in Eukaryota, Fungi, Ascomycota, Dothideomycetes, Pleosporales, Pleosporaceae. The record is from RefSeq and is a predicted model, not a curated record.
AUGUCGUCCGGGAACCCUUUUCGCACCUCCCAAGCCUUCCAUCAGCCCCCGUCCAUCCCGCAGGCUUCCUUCAUCAACACCGAUAUCAGCGUGCCCAAGGCUCGCAGGGGGGAGAGCGACUAUGUGCUCGAAAAUGCCGCCUCGCCGCCGCCAAAGACAAAGAAGUCCGUCCGCAUAGUAUCUCCGACUACGACCAUCUCACCGCAUCCGGACUUCGGCCAUGAAGAUGUGACGCUGAACGAGCUCAUGGCUAAGCGAUCGAGCCAAGGGCCACUCUCGAGCCCUCCGCCUCCCGUAACACCUGCCGGCUUUGCCAACAAUUCAAUCACCGCGAGCGAAGCGAAUGCGCAAGUCGUGGGGAAUGACGCCAUGGCUACAGCAGACAUACUGCCGAACUCGAGUUCAUUACACAAUCGGCCGCAGGCAGCUCUAUCUCCGGGUAGGGUGCCGCCAAACCCGUUUGCGAAAACACUGGCAUCUCUAGAAUCGCAAGAGAAGGAAGGCGCCACCGAAGAACGGAAGAGCGCCCAAAGGCCGUCACCAGGCAACAAUAGGGCAUCUCUAGAUGUGGAGAGCUUCAAGAAUCUGCUUCUGACUGGCAGACCGACUCGGCGUCCUUCCGGUUCGUCCGCGCAGCCUACGAGCGCAGGUGGCGCACAUUUGGAAAGUAGCAGCAGCACAGAUACCUCGUCGAUAUCGCGACAAUCAAUCUUUGAGCACCCCCAAGAGAUACAUGAUGAGUCUCCACAGACAUCAGUUGAUACGCUAGAAUCAGACGAGGACGAUCGUAUGGGGGUCGUGUCUGAAGCAAACAAGGGCAAAAAGAAGCCCCCGCCUACACCAAAGCAUCGCCAUGGCAAGCUCGUCACGCAAAGACAACCACAGAUAGUUUCGUUCGACAGUUUCACAGCUACUGAGCCUGCAUUUCCUCCAGUUAUUCGCAGAGCAGAUAGCUCAGACACAAGUAAGCCGCUUCCACCUGCGCCGGCUAUUCCGCAGUCGCCCCGUAUCAAUACGCAGGAAACUACUCCAAUCCAGUCACCUCCAAUACGGCCAACGCAGGGAGACUCACCUACGACAUCACAAGGUCAGACAAGGCCGAAAAAGACGCCUCCUCCUGUACCUUUGGCUCGGAGACAAAGUCAACUCAAGACGUCCACAACCGGAAGCAGAGCACGAAGCAGUUCCAAUCUCACAAUAUCCUCACAACACUCAGUCGACGGCCUACAGAGUCCGGUUCCAAGUAACUACGAUCACAGUCCAGGAGCAGGAGCCAGAUCACCACCUGCGCCACCACCCUCUCGUAGGGGAGCUCGAUUAGCAAACCUCGGUGACUCAAGUGCCAACUCCUCCAGCACCGAACUUCCCCAACGUGCAGCCUCCAUCCGCACACCAAGAUCUGUUCCAGAAACUAUUCCAUCACCUCGUCAAUCCACUCAAGAGUCUGAACCCCCCUCGCCUGCACCCAGCAUCCACCGCUCCUCCUCCAUCUCCUCGACGCGAAGAGCACCCCGCAAUGUUUCGGGUGGAAGCACAGGCAGCACAAUGCCACCCCCUCCGCCACCACGCCGCCGCCAAUCUAACCGCUCUAGCCUCGACCAACCACGCCCUUACGUCCCCUCUUCCUCAUCACCCACUGAGAGUCGGCGAACGAGCACAGAGUAUCGUCGUAGCAGCACAGAGAUCAGACGCACGAGCGUGGCUAGCGAUCGCCGCAGUUAUGCGACUGUGGAUGAAAAGGCGGAGAAUGAAUAUGCCCUAUACUCACCAAACGAGGAGAUUGAGAAGAGGCUGGGUAGUAGUGGUGAUGAAAAUGCUGGUGUGAAUAGUAGUGGUGGGGGAAAGGAAAGUAUGGGCAUAGAGGCGAGAAGCGAUUCCAGCAAUAUUCUUGAUGAUAUGGAGAAGUUUCAGAGAGAGAUUGAUGCGUUGAGGGUCAAGUUCAAGCAGGCCGGGUAG